AUGCACUUUCCUUUUUUGCUCAUCUUGCCAUUGCUUGUUGGUCAAUACAGCGCAGCUGAGUUGACAGCUACAUGCCCAGCACAUAAAAUCUCGGAUGAAGCAGUCAUGGAGUCUUCUGUGGAGAUCCCGUUAUCUGAUCUAGGAUCAUCCCAUGAAUUGGAACACACUGCAGAAUUUGACCCUAGCCAAACUUUGCCACCCAUGCAUCAUCAAAUCAUAGAUAUUCCUAGUCAAGAACCAGUGGGAAAAUGUACUGAUCAAAACACAAUUGGGAAAGUGGGUGAAACUGUCAUUGAAGAUUCAAAUAAAUCAGAAAAGAAGAACCCAGCAGGAAUUUCCACAGACCAAAAGUCUCUGAGCUUGAAAGAAGGUGAACAAAUUCUUGCACAGGACAAAGGAAAAGAAGUUAUGGACCCAGAACAACCACCUAAAUUUGACUGUAACUCUUAUAUGCUAGAAGUCAUGCCUUUUUUAAUAGUCUUUGGUCUACCCCUUGUUGGAUUGAUGUUUUAUUUGAUUCACUUAAUCACACACAAAUUCUAA
This is a messenger RNA of Puccinia triticina, 543 nucleotides long. RefSeq lists its product as uncharacterized. NCBI's taxonomy places the organism in Eukaryota, Fungi, Basidiomycota, Pucciniomycetes, Pucciniales, Pucciniaceae. Bases 1 to 543 code for a protein of 180 amino acids. The record is from RefSeq and is a predicted model, not a curated record. The transcript is spliced from 3 exons.